AAUAUUGCUAUUAUACCGUCAACUUAAACGCUUUUGAGGGCUUUCGUACACUCAAAAACAUAUCAUGUCUCACAAGAAAUUUGUACACUUUUUCAUCAUGACAGGACACACGGAAAUCACCUUAUACGGGUUGUCAGACAUUUUGGUUUUCAGGUCCCAUUUUUGGGAUAUUUGGUCCCGUUGAAUUGUUCAUAGUUUUUUGUUCUAAUUUGUGACCUGUUUAGUUUGUCUAUAAAAUGUGUCGCGGGCCAAAAAAAUUGAGCUGCGGGCCGCAAAUGGCCCCCGGGCCGCACUCUGGACACCCCUGCAUUAUAUGAACAAUUAGCAUUUUAUUAUUAUGUUUGAGAAUACACCUGAGAGAAUACUUCACAAAUGGCCACAGAGCAUGUAAAAAUAUCAACAUCAAAUUAAUCGGUCACUUUGACUCCUGCUUUGGUCCUUCUUGGUUGGUCUUAAUUACAAAUGAGGGAAGGCUGGUUCAUGAGUAGGGAUGAGUAUCAUUUACACUUUUGGAUUUCAGAUUUAAGACAUUUUUUAUAUUUAAAUGUAAAUCCAAUCGAAUCGAAUUGUGAUUAACCGAUUUAGAGCCUUAUGAAUCAAACUAGAAUCAAUUUGAGAAAUUACCCAUGACAUCCAGUAACACUUCCUAUAUUGAGAUUGCCCAAAAGGAGCAGGUGCUCGUACUCAUGUUCGUCUUGUAGCUGGUCUGGUGGGACUAGCUGAGGUAAUAGAAGACACGGUCUGGACAUCCCUGCUUAGAUUGGUCCUCAACCCAAAUAAUUGGAAGAAAAUGGAAAGACAUCCAUCGGUCAUCAUGAAUGCGACCUCAAGCUCUCAUCCAGCCUUCGUGCCCGCUACUUUUGAUGGCUCUUACUCAGAAGUGGCAAUAUUAUCUGAUGGUAUGGGUGGUUGGAAUCAGCAGAAUAUCAGCCGUAUUAUUUUGCAUGAAGCAAACUUCACUGAAUCAUCAGGAAAUAGGACAGCGAGCCAGGCAGCAAAUGACUUUGACCCAUUAGGAGGACACUCGGUGUGGCAGGUUAUAGUAAUUGUCUUCCUUACUGGCUCACUGUCACUGGUUACAGUUGUCGGCAACAUCUUAGUGAUGCUGUCCUUCAAGAUCAACAAGGCACUGAAGACUGUGAACAACUACUACCUCCUGAGCUUGGCGUGUGCUGACCUGACCAUUGGCACACUGUCUAUGAACUUGUAUACCACCUAUAUCAUCAUGGGGCAGUGGGCUCUGGGACCAGUGGUCUGUGACUUGUGGCUUGCAAUCGACUAUGUAGCAAGUAACGCUUCCGUCAUGAAUCUUCUCGUCAUUAGCUUUGACAGGUAUUUCUCUGUGACCAGACCUUUGACCUAUCGUGCCAAGCGCACAACCAAGCGGGCCAUGACCAUGAUUUGUUUAGCCUGGUCCAUUUCUUUCAUUCUCUGGGCCCCGGCCAUUCUGUUUUGGCAGUAUAUCGUCGGUGAGCGGACGGUGCCGUCGAAUGAAUGCUUCAUUCAGUUUCUGUCUGAGCCCAUCAUUACAUUUUGCACUGCUAUUGCUGCAUUUUACUUGCCAGUCACUAUCAUGACAACCCUGUUUUGGAAGAUCUUUCAGGAGACAGAGAAACGUGUUAAGGAUAUGGAGGGUCUUAAGGGUUCUGGUGCUGGAAAAAAACAAACUCAGGGGAGUGUAGCUGGAAGCGAUGGUGCGAGCAAUAGCCAGAAGGAGAAGUCUGCGUCAUCGAAACAAAUGAGUUCCACAAACAGGAGUGAUGAGCAAAAUCAGCUGCCUUCAGAGGACAAGGCUCACACCGGUCAGAGAACAUGUGGUGCCUUCUUCAUCCGGUGUUCAUCCCUGCUACUAAGAUGCCGUGGAUCCAGAAGCGGUGAUAAUACUGCACCAGCAGAGCAGGGUAGCUGUGACAAUCUUAACAACAAUGAAGCUUCAGAGGGCGAAGAAGAAGUAAAUGAUGCAGACCAAUCAAGGCUUCCUGCAGAUGGGGAGAAGUCUAAAAGGGUGAAGAACAAAGAUACCAAAUCUCAGUCAAACCCUACACAGCCGGCUGAGACAUCUCCCGAAAACACCUCAAUGAAAGAUGGGAGCACGGCAAAAAGGUUUGCCUCUAAAUCCAAGACCGAGGUUAACAAGCGCAAGAAUGAAAAAAAGGCAAAUGACAAGAAAGCAGCACGGACACUGAGUGCCAUCCUCUUCGCCUUUAUUACUACUUGGUUGCCAUACAAUAUCAUGGUCUUGGUCAACACAUUCUGCCAGGACUGUAUCCCGGGAACUCUUUGGGAACUGGGAUAUUGGUUGUGUUAUGUUAACAGCACAGUCAACCCCAUGUGCUAUGCCCUGUGUAACAAGACUUUUCGAACAACUUUCCGGGAUAUUUUGAUGUGCCAGUGGAAAAACAAAGGCAAGCCUCAAUGUCAUCAGAGGAAUCCUGCGGCUUGCCGGAAAAAAGAUCAAAGGUAGACCACAUGUAAGGUUAAAUAUAAUUUGAAUGGAUUAUAAUGAGGAAAUUGCCAAAAGUUUGGAAACAUUAGGAAAAAAACAACAUUCAAAAGACAGUACUUUGCAAAAGUCUUAGGCCUCCACUAUUUUUAUUGUUGGAAUUAUUUGAUUGUAUUAAUAAUUUGAUUGAACAGUUCUUUUUACACAGUAAAGAGUAAGUAGUAGGUCUUACACAAAAACUAUUUCAAACAAACUUUGUUGCUAAUGAAGAAUCCAUCAAAAUAAAGGGUCGUAAUAUUGCAGUUCAAGUUCUCAAAGAAUUGGUCCACCCCUUCUGUCAGUUUAUCAUCCUCUAUGUAAAAGGAUGUAACCUGUUAACUAAGAUAUUAGAUUUGGACUUGGCCUGCACUCUUUAAACUGACAUUCUAGUUAUACUGUAUGUGGUUAUCAAAGUGUAGCUAAAACAUGGUAAUUAAUGGUGUGCUCAGACUUUUGUACAGUACUGUACAUGGUCACAGUCAGUGUCAGAAAUUCCUAUGCACUCACCAAAGAUUUGGGGGUUUGUAGCUUUUAGUGAUUGCGUCAUUCUUUUUCUGGACCAGUGUCCUAGAACAAUUAAUAUUGCGACUUCGGGAAAAAGCAGUUACUGUAUGACAUUUUCUAACUGUUUCUUUAAAGUUAAAUAUGAAAAAACACAGACCUAAUCGAUGCCAGUGGUGCCUUACUAGUUCCUCAUCUUACAAUUUUUGGGAAAUGUGAGUCUUUAAGUUGCGAGCAAAAAUGUGGGUUAGGGGCCAGCUUUAGAUACCUCCCCCCUGCUAGUUGGUGUAGCAAAUGUCCCAGUGAACCCCAUGAUAUACACCCAACGUCUCACUUUCUAUCAUUAGCUAAUUGCUCAACAGACACAACUUUGUUUUUCUAACCAUGGGAACAAAGAAACAGAUUGUGAAGGACAGUGCUGAGAAGACGAAGUGGAUGUUCUUCUUUGAAUUAAAGAAAUAAAUCAUCAACAACAUGACUGAGGUUUGCGUUGGAAAUGCAGUACGCGCACAACUGCUACAACCUGUGCCAAACUGACGAAGGAGCCGAAAAGCUAUGACUAUGCCAGCGUUAUAAUUAUCUCUAAAGGGACAAUAUUUUUCCUAGAGAAUAAGGAGAAGCUGUGGAUGGUGUAUUUGACAUAAAAAGAUCUUGCAGGAGAUACUGUAAAAGUCUGCUCUCCAAGGUAAACACUGUACAUCACAGGUGUCAAACGGCCGGCCCGCGGGACUAUUUGAAAAUCAAAAUGCAGCUGACCCGCAUGGAGAAUUACAGCAAAUAAGAACCUUAACUAACUACGAAAACACAGUUAACAGGAAACAAUUGUUCCUCAGAGGCAUCCUCAGACCUGCCAAGUCUUUCGGGUUCUGCGGAAGACUCCCAGAAACUCCCCUUGUCUGCCGACAUUCUUACUGAAGUUACUAACCUCCUGGAUUCUGCUGUUUUUGUAUGCCAAUAAUAUAUUAAUAAAUAAAUGAUAAAUGGGUUAUACUUCUAUAGCGCUUUUCUACCUUCAAGGUACUCAAAGCGCUUUGACAGUAUUUCCACAUUCACCCAUUCACACACACAUUCACACACUGAUGGCGGGAGCUGCCAUGCAAGGCGCUAACCAGCAGCCAUCAGGAGCAAGGGGUGAAGUGUCUUGCCCAAGGACACAACAGACGUGACUAGGAUGGUAGAAGGUGGGGAUUGAACCCCAGUAACCAGCAACCCUCCGAUUGCUGGCACGGCCACUCUACCAACUUCGCCACGCCGUCCCUAUAUUGUAGCUUUUGUCCGGAUGUUCAAAGGAUAACUAGGAGGUGGUUGAUCAACAAUCACUUAAUAAAAACGAACAAAAACAACAUCCUUGGCAUCAGUUAAUCUGAAAUGUAUUUUGAAUUUUGGCCCCCUCUGCAAAGAGUUGGACAUGCCUGCUGUACAUCAUUAUUGCAUUACUUUAUUUCAUAAAACUACUGUAUUUGUUAGUAGUACAUUCUAUUGUAUUGUUUUGCUACAAUAUUUGAUAUCUAGAAGUGUGUUUUGUCUUACUAUAAAACAUGUGACAUGUUAAAAUUGUGUUUUUGGGAGGCUUAGAACAGAUUAUUUGAUUCCCAUUAAUUUCAAUGGAGAAUAUUAAUUUUAAAUACAAGUAUUUUGAGAUGCUACAGUAUCUCUGUC
Molecule: messenger RNA, 4642 nt
Organism: Nerophis lumbriciformis (worm pipefish)
Lineage: Eukaryota; Metazoa; Chordata; Actinopteri; Syngnathiformes; Syngnathidae
Gene: chrm3b
Product: cholinergic receptor, muscarinic 3b
Biological process (GO): G protein-coupled receptor signaling pathway, coupled to cyclic nucleotide second messenger; chemical synaptic transmission; regulation of smooth muscle contraction
Cellular component (GO): plasma membrane; dendrite; synapse
Molecular function (GO): G protein-coupled acetylcholine receptor activity; G protein-coupled serotonin receptor activity
Source: RefSeq, a predicted model, not a curated record